Molecule: messenger RNA, 1553 nt
Organism: Osmia lignaria (orchard mason bee)
Lineage: Eukaryota; Metazoa; Arthropoda; Insecta; Hymenoptera; Megachilidae
Product: CAAX prenyl protease 1 homolog
Biological process (GO): CAAX-box protein processing
Molecular function (GO): metalloendopeptidase activity
Source: RefSeq, a predicted model, not a curated record
AUGACUACUUUUGUAAAAUUAGUUGAAGAAAAUUUACUUUAUGGAAUUUUGACAGUAAUAUGGCUAUUAUUUCUCUGGGUAUAUUACCUAAGCUACCGUCAGAAAGCUUUGGUAACACGUUUGGUUGAAUUACCUCAGUCCGUUGAGAAGAUAAUGACAAAGGAUGUUUAUGAUAAAUCACGCAGUUAUUAUUUAGAUAAAUUAAACUUCAGUGAUUUUAAAGAGUUUUAUUCAGAACUCUUUACUACGGCUUUUCUAUUGACUUUUGGGUAUUAUUAUUUCUGGUCAUGGAGUAUUGAUCUAGUGAAAUAUUUUGGUUUUAAUGAAAAAAAUGAAUACCUUGUAAGCGUUGUGUGUAUGUUCCUGAUAAAUGUUCUUCAUGACAUAAUAUUUUUACCCUUGAAAAUCUACUCUACAUUUGUUGUGGAACAGAAACAUGGUUUUAAUAAAGAGACACCGGCAUUAUUUAUCAAAGACCGGCUUCUUAUGUUUGUUAUUCGAGAAGUAAUCACAGAACCUAUACUCUGUGCCAUAAUAUGGAUCAUAAAGAACGGAGGAGAUUACUUCUUCUUUUAUGUUUGGAUCUUUUUAAUUAUUGUUAGUGUAUUUAUGAUGAUUCUCUAUCCAGAAGUAAUCGCUCCACUGUUUGACACGUAUACACCGCUUCCGGAGGGAGAUCUGAAAAAGAAAAUUGAAGCAUUAGCAGCGUCUAUUAAUUAUCCACUUUACAAAAUAUUUCUUGUCAAUAAAUCGAAGAGAUCAUCGCAUAGUAAUGCGUAUCUUUAUGGAUUUUAUAAGCACAAGAGAAUUGUUUUGUUUGAUACUUUGGUGAAAGAGUAUUACAAACCACCAGAAGGUGAAACGGAAAUAAAAGGAUGUGAAACGGAUGAAGUAUUGGCAGUAUUAGCACAUGAAUUAGGACAUUGGAAAUAUAACCAUACGUUAAAAGGAUUUGUACUUGGCUUGAUGAGUUUCAUGCUUAAUCUCUUCCUCUAUGCAAAACUUCUGAAUUAUGAACCUAUGUACCGUGCUUUCGGGUUUAUGGAUUCUCAGCCUAUAUUUAUAGGACUCAUCAUCGUCACCAUGUAUAUUUUGAUACCCUUAAAUAUACUGUUGAACUUCUUAUCAGUAGUAGUUGCAAGAAGAUUUGAAUUCGAAGCAGACAGAUUCGCAAAGAUUGUAGGACAUGGUGGGGCACUGAAAAGCUCAUUGAUUAAGCUUGAAGUAGAUAAUUUGGGUUAUCCUCUUUAUGACAAAUUAUUUUCUGGUUGGCACCACAACCAUCCUUCCAUUCUCGAAAGACUCGAAGCUAUGGAUAAAGAAGAUUAAUUAUAAAAUUAGUAUUUAAAUUUUGUAUUGUAUUUUGUACCGUUACCAUGGUAUUGUACUUUAUAAUUAAUAUGAUUUUUUAUAUUAAGUUAGUGCUUAGAAUCUUAAAAUAGUUAUUUAAAAAAAGUAGAUUUGUUCGAAAAAAUAUCAGUUUAUUUCAAAAUUAUACUAUAAUAGAAAGAAUUAUACUUCAAAGUCUUAAAUAAAAUUUCCAGAAUAAUGUC